AUGGUACAUGUCGCGACAAAUUUAAUUACAUCGAUUCUUUUAGGUAAUGAUUGGAUUAAUUCAAACCAUGUUCAUCUCUUUGGCGAUCAGAAUCAAUUAACUAUUCCUGAUCAACAUGAUCAAUUAAAUUUUAUUCCAUAUGUAGAACCAACAUGCAUUAAUUAUCCAGCUCUAUUAGUUCAUCAAAUUACUAUUCCUCCAUAUUCACAAGCCUUAGUUGAUAUUACAUGUCCAAUUAAUAAUGCUAAUGAUUUUAUAUUUGAACCAUACGAACGAACAUAUCGAACUGUCGGACGUCGUUCGACUUCAUAUUAUGGCGACGAGGAGGUCUCGGCGAGACCAAAACAAGCUUCAAAAACAUUCGGAUCCAUAACCCAUUGGUGA
Molecule: messenger RNA, 384 nt
Organism: Rotaria sp. Silwood2
Lineage: Eukaryota; Metazoa; Rotifera; Eurotatoria; Philodinida; Philodinidae
Source: the annotation of a GenBank genome assembly